Messenger RNA from Cololabis saira (Pacific saury), 5754 nucleotides. It is a transcript of the gene auts2a, whose product is annotated as activator of transcription and developmental regulator AUTS2 a. The transcript is spliced from 19 exons. NCBI's taxonomy places the organism in Eukaryota, Metazoa, Chordata, Actinopteri, Beloniformes, Belonidae. Bases 555 to 4445 code for a protein of 1296 amino acids. The record is from RefSeq and is a predicted model, not a curated record.
CUCUGCUUUUCCUUUGCGGGAUUUAUUUUCUCAGCUCCAAAUCUACUUCUGCUUUAUUCUUAUUUCUCACCCCAAUUUUUGCGACCGAAGGCCUUCAACUUGUCCGGACGGUCCCUCCUCAGUCGCAAGGAAAGGUGAGUUUCCUGACCCUGGGUACGAGGAUUCAUUUCUUGGAGAGGAAAAAUGUGGUGCCACUUACUCGCUGCACCCUGGCGGGAUGUGUUUACUGAGAAGACGUUUGCUCUAACUUGAAAGCCCCUUCCUCUGAUGGAUUUGGCAGUUUGAUGAUAACAUGUUAAGUUGAUCCUUUUACACCUCUGUUGACGGAUUGGAUGAACUGCCUUUGAGGAUCUUUGAGUGGAACCUAGCCUGACUGACUUGACGCAGUUUUGCGUUUCCUACAUAUAGACUUGUUCUUUUGGAUGUUACGCGUUUACUUUGGAUUCUAUUGGAUAUUGCUGAGAUUUUCCUUGAGGAGGGGGUUUCACUCAAUUGGAGUCUGAGUGGCGCUAGUGUUUGACUCCGUAAGAGGUGGACUUACCCGGGUGUUUCCCAUGAAGGACAUGGAUGGCCCUCGAUCAAGUGGACUCCGGAAGAAGCGGAAGUCGAGAUCAGAGCGGAAUCGGGAGAGGCGAUCAAAUGGGAUAAGAAACAACCAUGUCAAAGGCUCAGUGUUUCGCCUCUCGUCCGACUCGGAGCAGGGGGGUGAGAGGGAGCCCUCCUCAUCCCGCCCCCCUCGUCCUCCGCGAAGAAAGCGAAAGGAGUCUACUUCUGCUGAAGAGGAUAUCAUCGACGGCUUCUCCAUCACAGGCUUCGUGACCCUGGAGGCUCUGGAGAAGAAUCUGACAUUGAAGCCUCAGGAGGGCAGGGACAACCAGGCCGGACCCCUCAGCAAGAAAAAGCCUCCCAGAGUCCCCAAUGGCCUGAGCCUUGAGCACUGCAAGAACAAUUUCCACCACCACCGGUCAUCAGACCAGGAGAACAACCCCCGCCUGGUGCACACCCAGGGCAAGAGGAAGAAGAAACACCUGAACAAGAAACACAGGAUGCUGAAACCUGGGCAGAAUAACUGCAAGGACAGUGACAGCGAGAGUGUGAGCGGGGAGUCCAAGCCGUCCAUCAGGAGCAGCUCCAAGGACAGGCUGACAGAUUGUGACACCGAGAGUGACCAAGAUGACAAGGUUUCCGAUGCCAGUUCAGAGAAAUUUUUCAGAACAGCUGGAGUUAAAGUUCCAGAUUUUGGUCUUGAUGUGCUCUCCAACAAUGGCAGCCAGGAGCCUCACGGCCCCGGCUUCAUCACGGUGUCAGGUCUAGAGCGGAGUCAAGAGAGGAGCCAGGAGAGUUGCAGAGACCCCCAGUCCCCUGCAUCCAGCACCCCCAAUCCACUCCUGCCCCCCAAAGGCCCCCCCCAGCCACAGCCCCAGGCACCUGCCCCCCAGGCCCCGUCCCCCCUUCGGACCCAAACGAACAGUCCCGCUCAGGCUCCGGCUUCAGCCCACCUGCUCCCGCGUUCAGAGCCCCCGCCCAGGCCUCAGACGCCCCCGGCCCUGCCGCCCGCCCAGAGCCAAGAGUCCUUGCCAACGGCCCCAACCCAACCCCAACACCCGCCGGAGCAGCUGCCCCACAGCAGGCCUCAGCCCACACCCAGCCUGCACCCACACCCACCGUCCCCCGCCCUCCCGAGCCAUCACCCCCACCAGCAGCACCCACACCAGGCAGGGGCUCACCGGCCCCCGUCGCGCUGCCACCCCCGGCCGCUUUCUGCCUACAACAGCCUCAACCUCAACGGCCACAGCAGCAGCAGGAGCAGCACCCCAGGCACCAAGCUCCACGGGCCGCCUGCUCCCUCCUUGCACCACCCCCACCACCCGCCUGCUCCUCCAGGGGCAGCAGCCGCCUCCACCUUCUCCCUGCCUCUGGCCGCCAACCAGAGCCACCCCCACGGCUUCCCCUCUGCCUUGCAGUCCUCACCUCACCCACAUCACCCCAAUAUGUUUGCGCCUCCAGCAGCAUUGCCUCCACCACCACCACUGACGUCUAGCACCCAUCCAGUACCUGGACAUCCUGCUGCUGGGAGUGCCUACUCAGAGCAAGAACUUCUGCGCCAGGAGCUCAACACUCGUUUCCUGGCCUCCCAGAGCGCAGACCGCGGCGCCUCCCUGGGCCCCCCGCCCUACCUGCGCACUGAGUUCCACCAGCACCAACACCAGCACCAGCAUCAGCACCAACACACCCACCAGCACACGCACCAGCACACCUUCACGCCCUUCCCCCACGCCAUCAUGCCCACCCCUGCACCGCCCAUGGUGCGUACCCCUGCCAGAAAUUUUGAGAAAUACCCAACAAAAGUCGACCCCUUCUACAGACACAAUCUCUUCCACACUUACCCGCCAGCCAUCAGCGGCCUUCCCCCAGUCAUCCCCCCGAACGGGCCCUUCAGCUCGCUGCAGGGCGCCUUCCAGCCCAAGACCUCCAACCCUCUGGACGUGCCCAACAGACCCGGCGGCGUCCCACACACAUUCUUACAGAAGGACCCCCGACUGACGGAUCCAUUUCGGCCCAUUCUGAGGAAACCAGGGAAGUGGUGUGCCAUGCAUGUGCAUAUCGCCUGGCAGAUUUACCAUCAUCAACAGAAAGUAAAGCAGCAGAUGCAGGUCGACCCUCACAAGCUUGACUUCGGCCUCAAGCCCGAGUUCCUGAGUCGACCUCCGGGCCCCAGCCUCUUUGGCGCCAUCCAUCAUCCCAAUGACUUGGCGCGGCCCGCCACGCUCUUCUCCGCCGCAGGUCCUACACACCCAUCAGCUGCUCCCUUCGGCCACCCCCAACACCAUCCUGGCAACUUCAUCACCCCAUCAUCACACUUAGAGCCUUUCGCCAGGCCUGCAUCGUUCGGGGGACUGGGAUCUCUCAGCUCGUCAGCCUUUGGGGGACUGGGAAAUCCAGCACUAAAAUCCCUGGCAGCGGCCAACUCCAUGUUCGGCCAUAAAGAUGGCCCUAAUGCACAACAGCACUUCAACAACAGCUGUAACAGCGGCAACCAGGAGCCGUGGAACCGCCUGCACCGCACGCCGCCUUCCUUCCCCACGCCGCCGCCCUGGCUGAAACCCGGGGACUCCGAGAGGAGCGCCUCGGCCAGCUCGCACGAGAGGGACAGGGAGGCUGACAAACGGGAUUCAUUGGUCGGUAAAGAUGACAAAGACAGGGAAUCUGUAGAGAAGCGUCACCCAAGCCAUUCGUCCCCGGUCCCCAUCAACCCCAUCAACCUCCUCAGCCACAGUCGCCCCCCUGAGCACCACAGGAACCACCUGCCUCCUUCUUCUGGAGAAGCUCAGAGGGACAAGGAGAACAAGGCCAAAGAGAGGGAGAGAGAGCACUCGGACUCUUGGAAAGACAACGGCACAGACGAUCACAAGCUCAAAGACAGCCAGCACAGUGACAAGGACACACCGGUCAUCCACGAUGGCCGCGUGUCGGAGGACAAAGUGCCCAGCAGGGGAACUACGUCGCCCUACGUCCGGCAGACCAGCCUGGAGCGGCCCAACGGCGGCCUGAACCGGGAGGUGCUGGAGAAGAAGGGAGACCUGCCAUACGAGCACCAGAAGAAGAACAGUGAGGUGAAGGUAAAGGAGGAACGAAAGGAGGAGCAUGAGGGAGCCCAGGAGAGGGCAAAUGAGCACCCAACACAUGCCUCCUCCACACCCACCCUCCACCCACCCCCCUCCUCCGUGCCUAUGCCCAUGGGCAUGGCUGGUGUCCACCCCAUCAACAGCAUCAGCAGUCUGGAGAGAACUCGAGUGGUGGCCCCGUUUAUGGGCAUCAGCCCCAUCCCGGGAGCUGAGAGGUUCCCCUACCCCGCCUUUCACUGGGACCCCAUGAGGGACCCCUACAGAGCCCUGGACAUGCACAGACGGGACCCUCUGGCCAGGGAGCUGCUGCUGAGGAACGACCCUCUGCACCGGCUGGCGGCGCCGCGCCUCUACGAGGCGGAGCGCUCCUACAGGGACCGCGAACCUCAUGACUUUAACCGUGAGCACUCUCUGGCCCUGGAGCAGCGGAGGGAGCACGAGCGCGCCCACAUGGAGGAGCGGGAGCGCCUCAAUAUGCUCAGAGAGGACUAUGAGCACGGGCGUCUGCACCCCCAGAUGCCCCACCACGCCCUUGAUGGACACCUCCCCCACGCCGCCCCGGCCCUCAUCGCCCCCGGACUCCCGGGCAUGCACUACUCCAGGGUGAGCCCCUCGGCUGCAGCGGCAGCAGCCGCCGCUGCCGCUGCCGCCGCCCACCAGAACAGCCUCCUAAACAAAACGCCCCCCACAGCAUCCCUGAGUGCCCCGCCGCCUCUUAUCCCCACACUGGGGGCCCGGCCCGGCUCGCCCAGACGGACUACCCCCCUGGGCGGCGACAUCAGAGACAGAGCGGCUCACAAAGACAUCGAGGCGCGGUGAGCUGAGCCUCGGUGCAGCCCCGUGCCUCACCAACACUGAACUCAGCACUUAGCUUUGGACAAAGCAAGACUGUAAAAUAGCUGUGAAUAAUUUAUGUAGGCAGAAAUGCCUACACGAUUAAUUGUUUUUGUAUAAAACUACAAAAAGACAAUAACCUUUUUUCCCCCAGUUUGCUUCAGCUUUUGUGUGCAUUCUUUCUCCUGCAUAGCAAAGUGACUCGGAGUAAGACUUAGCCGUUUUGAAAUGUACAGGUACUCUAGCACUGACGGACGUGUAGAUAAUGUGUACAGUCGCUGUGCUCACUCUGUAUGGAUUAAAAAUCAUGGUACAAAUAUGCAAGAGUGUUUUGAAAGCUUUACUUUGAAUAAAAUGUAAAUAUAGGAGUAUUAAGGCUGUGAUUCAGAAUGUGCUUUCUGCAAUUAGUUUUGGGUUUUUCUUUUCCGUCUCUUUAGUUGACACAGGUGGUUAGCAUGUACCAGAGACCCCAUAAUCAACUAUGCAACAAAUGACUAGGCUCGUUUUCUGAAAGCUGGCCUUCUCAGCCCUGGUGACUGUGCACCAUCAAAAAGGACAACGAGGCUGCGUUCUCUCCACAACUCAGACUUGAUCGAAACGAGCUUUAACUGAUCCACACAGGGUUUGUGGUAUUGAUUUCAUAAAAUGACGACAUUUGAGAAUGACUAUAAUAUAAAAUAUUGUAGUGACAAUCUAGAGUAUUGAUUUAAAAGGAUUCUUGUUUUUUAUGUUAAAAGCUGGCAGCACAAAUGUUUCUCAUUUAUUCUUUUUCCCAGUCACCAUCAGUCUUGUUCUGGGAAGAAUGCAGCUCUUUAAUCACCAUGACAGCACAGUAGCCCUGUUAUAAGAGUGUAAAGUACGUGUUUUGGAAGUAAGUUGGUCGAACAGUGUAUUCAAGUGCUUUCCUGAGUUGUUGUAACUACAAAAAUGAAAAGACAAAAAAAGCAAAUCUCAACUAUGGGCCGUUUGUUUUUAACUUGCAGAGAUCUAUUUUAGUAGUCCACUGAGGGUUUAGUUGUGCGCUUCAAACUCUGCAAUAUCAUGUCGUGCAGUGUUUUUUAAUCCAACAUUAAAAUGUCCAGCAGAGCCAUAGUGGUUAGUCGAUGCAUAUUGCAAAAAGAUUGUUAAAUGAGAAACCUUUUUUUUGCUGUUUACCAUGUACAGGAGAAAAAAAAAUGUCUUUCUAGAUCAUGUACAAAAAUGAGAAAAAAAAAAUUAAGCGACUGAAUCUUCAGCAUGCUCCUCAUUUAAACUUGUGUUAUGUAAAUUGUGCCAUGUUAUAAAAAAAAAAAUU